UCAGGGGACAGUCUUAAUCGGCUUACCCAGUCACAGGAUAAAUGCCCGGUGGACACCCUGGUGAGGGAGGCCGGCCACCCACCCGUGGCUCCCUAACACUGGCCCAGAGCUUGCGUGAGGCAGCCCAGGAGCCAGAGGUCGCCACAGGGUCCCUGCGAGAGAGGCCAUGAAUCUGGAGCCACCCAAGGCCGAGAUCCGGUCGGCCACAAGGGUGAUUGGGGGGCCCGUUACUCCCAGGAAAGGGCCCCCGAAAUUUAAACAGCGGCAAACCAGGCAGUUCAAGAGCAAGCCCCCCAAAAAAGGCGUCCAAGGGUUUGGGGACGACAUCCCUGGGAUGGAAGGCCUGGGGACAGACAUCACGGUCAUCUGCCCGUGGGAGGCCUUCAACCACCUGGAGCUGCACGAGCUGGCCCAGUAUGGCAUCAUCUAGCCUCCUCUGCGGUCCAAUCCAGCCCCCACCCCACUCGGAGUCCUGCAGAGAGGCUCCGGGGUGUGUCCGGAGACCCUCAAAGGACAGGACCUCGGGCCCCUGGACACCAGGAGCCCAUCGCCCCCCACAGGACGCCUGCCUGGCUCCCUGAGAGACUGGCCCACAGACCCUCUCGUCCUGCGGCUGGAACCAGGGCAGGGUCUCCCAGCCGGGUCCCUCCCAGCCCUGCUCCUGUCCUGCUUGUCCCGAGGCGAGGACAAGCUGCCCCCACAAGCCAUUCCCAGCUGGUGCCCCUGGGUGGGCGUGGUGGGUGGUGGGAGUCCUGGGGGCAUCAGAGAGCGAGACCCCUCCAAACCCACUGCAACGGUGGGAAGCCGGUCCUGUCCCUGCUUCAAAAUAAAAUCCUUGUGCCCCUA
Messenger RNA from Artibeus jamaicensis (Jamaican fruit-eating bat), 846 nucleotides. It is a transcript of the gene PDE6G, whose product is annotated as phosphodiesterase 6G. The transcript has 4 exons. Gene Ontology annotation, molecular function: 3',5'-cyclic-nucleotide phosphodiesterase activity; cGMP binding. The record is from RefSeq and is a predicted model, not a curated record. The coding region runs from base 167 to 430 and encodes 87 amino acids. Gene Ontology annotation, biological process: visual perception; positive regulation of epidermal growth factor receptor signaling pathway; positive regulation of G protein-coupled receptor signaling pathway. NCBI's taxonomy places the organism in Eukaryota, Metazoa, Chordata, Mammalia, Chiroptera, Phyllostomidae. Gene Ontology annotation, cellular component: photoreceptor outer segment membrane.